GCGAUCAUGUCCGAGUCCAUCAUUGCCAGUGACCUCGUUGGAUCGUGAGCCGUGUACGGCCAGGAAUCCAUGUUGUACUUUCCCAGUAUCAAAGGUCGCUAUCCUGUUGGUGCGACAACAUUUCAGCUUGCGGUUCCCUCGCCAAUCACUGUUGGUACAUCGAAAAUCCGCGCGGGUGGGCAAAACGGAGACCUGAAAUCAGCGCUCGUCGUGGAGGAGAUCGCAUUUACGGCUUAUUAUCCUGCCCAAGUUCGAAAUAUUAAGAGAACGAGAGGUCUGGAUUGGUUAAUAAGACCAAUUAGAGAGUCACUUAGAGGUUAUGCUCAUUUUGCAGGUAUAUCCACCUGGAUAGUCAGGCCUCUCGUGUAUCUGUAUGGGUCGUUCUUAAGAGUUCCAGUACAUGAGAAUGCACCUCUACUAAGCCCUGUACUAGUUUCUGAAGACGCAGAACCGCCUAAACCAAACCAGAAUUCGUGGCCUCUGGUUAUUUUCUCUCAUGGUCUAGGCGGUAGCCGGACUACAUAUAGUCAGCUGUGUAUGCGGCUGGCUUCUUCAGGCCGAGUGGUUCUUGCCAUGGAGCACAGGGAUGGGUCUGGGCAUGUUUGUGUUCCUUCAAGGUCUCCCGCGAAGCUGUAUAUUAAAGAGUCCGACAUUAUAUGGAGUCCUGAUACUAAAGAUGAAGAACGCACAAUGCUAUCCUUCCGAGGUGAUCAGCUUACAUUUCGACAACACGAGAUAUACCUUGCAUAUGCAGCUUUUAGCAAGCUUGUAAAAUAUGGAUAUGAAGGACCAGGUAAUGGGCUUCAGUUGACUGAUGCUAGCAAAAUAGAUUGGGACAGCUGGACGCAGAAGGAUGACGUUGUGCCAAUUCAGUGCGAUGAUAAUAUAGCUUUAGCAGGGCACUCAUUUGGAGGAGCGACCGUUUUCUCUAUUCUAUCGACAGAUCCCCCUUCAUCUGAGUCUACACCAAUUCCAGUCAACAAAGCUCUCAUACUUGACCCUUGGAUUGAGCCCAUUUGUUCUCCCGGCCCUUCGCCUGUGCCAAGUCCGAGGGAUCGGCCGUUGCCUCGUUUACUGGUGAUAAAUUCCGAAGGAUUUACGCUCUGGAAAGACCACUUCGAAAGGCUUGUUGGCGUCGUUGGAGUAUGGGAACCCGCAGGACGGAGGUUGUUAACUAUCGUUCGUUCGAAACACAUUUCAUUUUCUGAUUUCCCACUACUUCCGCUCACAAUAAAGAAGAAAGCACAUAUUGUUAUGGACAUUAUUUCAAAGCUUUCGCUCGCAUUUCUAGACGGCAGCAUAGACAACGCAUUAGAUGAUAUCCGUACGCGGAAAAUGGAGAUCAAAAUCGUUGGGAUUAAAAAGGACGGUCGCCCUUCACGGCAGCUUGUUGGAGAUAUCGGAGACGUUAUAGUGCAUUGA
This is a messenger RNA of Serpula lacrymans var. lacrymans S7.9, 1422 nucleotides long. RefSeq lists its product as uncharacterized. Lineage: Eukaryota; Fungi; Basidiomycota; Agaricomycetes; Boletales; Serpulaceae. The record is from RefSeq and is a predicted model, not a curated record. Gene Ontology annotation, molecular function: 1-alkyl-2-acetylglycerophosphocholine esterase activity. The transcript has 8 exons. Bases 70 to 1422 code for a protein of 450 amino acids.